Pterocles gutturalis (yellow-throated sandgrouse) is the source of this 1179-nucleotide messenger RNA. Its product is annotated as calcium-dependent secretion activator 2-like. Gene Ontology annotation, cellular component: glutamatergic synapse. NCBI's taxonomy places the organism in Eukaryota, Metazoa, Chordata, Aves, Pterocliformes, Pteroclidae. Bases 1 to 375 code for a protein of 124 amino acids. Gene Ontology annotation, biological process: dense core granule exocytosis; positive regulation of exocytosis; synaptic vesicle exocytosis. The record is from RefSeq and is a predicted model, not a curated record. The transcript is spliced from 3 exons.
AUGGAUCUGGCAGAUACCUACAUUAUGUUUGUUCGACAAAACCAGGAUAUACUUCGAGAAAAGGUCAAUGAGGAAAUGUACAUAGAGAAGUUGUUUGAUCAAUGGUAUAGCAGCUCCAUGAAAGUCAUAUGCAUGUGGUUGGCUGAUAGAUUAGAUCUUCAGCUUCACACCUACCAGCUGAAGACUCUCAUCAAGAUAGUGAAGAAAACCUACCGAGACUUCAGGUUGCAAGGCGUGCUGGAGGGGACACUGAACAGCAAAACCUACGAUACCGUUCACAGCCGUCUGACUGUAGAGGAGGCCACAGUCUCAGUCACGGACGCGGGAGGACUUCAGGGCAUUACUAUGAAAGACAGUGAUGAGGAGGAAGGAUGAUAUUAUUUCACCAAGCAUUUGGAGUUCAGAGUUGGCGGUCUGGGAGUAGAGAUUAUCUUUGGCUUGGGGCUUUUUUGUACCUUGUCCUUGUAGUUGCAUUUAUAGUUUUGCCUUAUUAUAUAGGUGCAGAAAUGUAAUUUGCUCCGUUUGUGUUUUUUUUUAAACUGAAAGUAAGAUUAUCGGAGGAAAAGUGCCAAGGACUUUUACGAGAAUAGUGGUUGUAGCAUAUUUCAAUGUAUAGCUUUGCUUAGGGCUGUGAGAACACUGGCAUGGAGUUUGAGUUCCACUUGUGAUUAUGUUUCUUUCCCUUUUGUUUGUUACCAUUUGUUCUUGUACCUCCAUCAGAUAUUGAUGUCCUGUGCAGAAAACAAAAUGUGUGCCUCACUUAAAACCCAACUAUACAGGAAAUCAUUCUUGGAAUAAGUCAGUGCCCUAGGUUUAAAAAAUAGUGUAUUUUCAGGAUUACACUUUGUUUACCCUUUUUUUGUGCUUCAUUUUACAUUAUUAUGUGACGUGCAUUAAAAAUCUUAAUCUUUGUUCUUUGUAUUUUGAGGUUUGUAUGUAAGUAGUAGGACUUCAAGGACAGUCAAAUACACACAAACUACUUAGGAGUGCUGUUGUGUCUAUACAUUUUGCAAGUUUAAAGAUAUCUCAUCAUGUUGGAUGUCAGUAAGCUUGCCAUCAAUGUUUCUAUUUCUGUGAAAAAUUGCAGGCAAUAAGAACACAUUUUGUCGUGACCACUUCUGUAUCUACCCAAGUUUGUACAGAAUUCUACAAUUAAAAGAUGUUUUCAGUAUUUCAAAC